CAUUUCUAUUUAUGCGAAUCGAGGUGAACGAUGUUCAGCACCCGGGACUUGAACGGCUUUGUCAGUAACGCCGCCGAAGCUUUAGAGCUUAAGUUUGGUAAGGGGAGUCAUAUUAUUCUUCUGCAUUUGCGUUCAAAGUUACACUUUGCAUCCUUGGUGCCUUUUCCGACAACUGGGGUUGGCGCCAUUAUGAAUUCUAAUUGGAGCGCACUCUUGCCUUCUCUCAAAUAACACUACAGUUCACAAUGCUAGUGAAAUAGAAGGAGAAAGCACUAUUGUGAAACCUGAAUUCACACACCAAGUUUUUGGAGAAAAGGAAUCAAUUUUCGGCUAUCAGAAUUUGAGUAUUACGAUGUACUACACUCCAGAUACCCUGGACAUGUGUGUUGACUUCGGCUAUGAUGAUGCCGUCUCCAUGGGAGACACAUGGAGUGAAGCCAGACAACAUCUUCAGCUCACUCGACAAGUGGCUACCCAAAGGUUACUACCGAAGUCUGGACAGCUUUAGUAUUGCACUCGCCAGUCAGUCCGCCUUCACCCCUCCUGGCCAGCAGCUGCAUUCUUACAGCAGGCAAGACGACGCCUCAUACCUUAUCUUCAAGGCUGGUCUGAGUGAUCGUGGAAUGAAGAGUUACUUGUCUCGACUACAACCUCUUCUCCUAUGGUUCAUUGAGGCAGCCUCUUACAUUGAUGAAGAGGAUGACAAGUGGAUGUUCUAUCUGGUCUACAGGCACGUGAGGGAGGCAGGACUGCCUCGGUACUCUCUGGUAGCCUUUGCCUCAGUCUAUCUCUUCUACUGCUACCCUGAUCGCCAGAGACCAAGAGUUAGUCAGCUCCUGGUACUGCCUCAUUACCAGAGGCGGGGCCACGGAGCUGAACUACUGCAGGAGAUCUGCAGUGAUUUGUGUUCAGAUCCCUCCACCCAUGACAUCACAGUGGAGGACCCAUCAGAGACGUUUGUUCGACUGCGAGACUUUGUUGACUGUCGCAAUGCUCUGAGACUGCCGACAUUCCAACCUCCCACCAUCCACGGUCCUUUCCAGGGAGUCAUUUCAGCCGCUGCCACCGACACUCUUAAACUGCAUAAGACGCAGGCCAGGAGAGUGUACGAGAUCCUGAGACUGAGAGCCACUGACAGGAGUGACCCAGCUCAGUACAGAGACUAUCGACUGGCAGUGAAGAACAGGCUGAAUGCUCCUCAUCAGAGAGAGCUACAAGAGCAUGGCAGACUCAGUCGACUACUGGACCCUGCCGAGCUGGCCCUCACUCACCCCCUCCCCUCCUCGUCCUCCCAGGAGGAACAUCUCACCAAACUCCACGGUGCCUACUACCAGCUGGAGACUGAAUACAGAGCAGUCAUUGAGAGACUGGCUGCCUCAUAGUUCCAUUGACAGUGCAUUUUAUUUUGAAUUUGGAUGUUCAUACAUGACUAAUGGUGAAGUGUUAUAAAAGAUGCAGUCAUUUCUUGCCACUUUUCUUUAUCCCGCUCGCACCCAUUGGGCCCUUUUGAGCUGCUCUAGCCUGAGCUUCUUUCAGUUUCUUUUGGUCCUCCUUUUGUUUCUGACGAGCUUCGACCUCAUCAUCAUCGAGUUCUUUUCUGUCCUUCUUUGGUGCCUUCAGAGGCUUUUUCUUGCCACCUUGUCGUCCCGACAUUCUUAUUAUGCCCUCAAAUUCUUAUU
Messenger RNA from Geodia barretti, 1679 nucleotides. Lineage: Eukaryota; Metazoa; Porifera; Demospongiae; Tetractinellida; Geodiidae. The record is from the annotation of a GenBank genome assembly.